AUGUUUUUGUUUCGCUCCAAAAAGUCUUCACCUUUAUAGCUUCCCCUGAUUCCAAAUUCUACCAAGCUCGUGUCAUAUAUUAUUUAGACGGCUUCCUGGGCCAAUCCCCAUUUCUCCAUCUUUCUCUGCGUCAGUUUCCAGAGAAAAUUGCAGAGAUUUUUACCAGCAACUGAUGGAGAAUACUGGAGGUGGUUCUUUUCUAAGAAAUAGAAGAUUAGAGAGCUUCCUCCAUACAAAUUCUGUCCCAAAUGUGAGGGAAACCCGGAAAAAUUCAGGGAAGGAAGUAGCAGUGCAGAGGCCUCUGAAAGAUGUUUAUGUUGAUGAUGAUGGAUGGAUAUCGGCACUGAUAUCUUGUGUGAGGAUCGUCACCUGUUUUGUUGUAAUGAUGGUUACGACAUUCAUCUGGGCGUUGAUUAUGCUUGUGCUCCUGCCCUGGCCUUACCAGAGAGUCCGGCAAGGAAAUAUCUAUGGCCAUGUGACUGGUAGAUUGAUGAUGUGGAUCUUAGGAAAUCCAGUGAAGAUUGAAGGAACUGAGUUCUCUAAUAAGAGGGCUAUAUAUAUCAGUAAUCAUGCAUCUCCCAUAGACAUUUUCCUCAUAAUGUGGUUGACUCCAACAGGCACUGUUGGCAUUGCAAAGAAAGAGAUCAUAUGGUAUCCCCUCUUUGGUCAACUAUAUGUUUUGGCUAAUCAUCUUCGCAUAGAUCGUUCCAACCCAGCUGCAGCUAUUCAGUCCAUGAAAGAGGCUGUAAAUGCUGUUAUCAAAAACAAACUGUCAUUGAUCAUUUUUCCAGAGGGUACCAGGUCCAAGAAUGGGCGACUUCUUCCCUUUAAAAAGGGUUUUGUUCAUUUGGCCUUGCAGUCACGUCUUCCUAUAGUUCCAAUGGUCUUAACAGGCACCCAUUUAGCCUGGAGGAAAGGUAGCUUACAUGUUCGACCAGCACCAAUAACUGUAAGGUAUCUCCCUCCCAUAAGCACUGAUGACUGGACAGCAGACAAGAUUGAUGACCACAUAAAAAUGGUACAUGACAUAUAUGUCGAAAACCUUCCAGAGUCUCAAAAGCCCAUCAUCUCAGAAGCUCCCAGAAAUAGUUCAAGAUCAUAGUUGAGAUGACUCUUUGUAAUUUUCAGUCUCAUAAAAUUCCCAUGUAAAAUCAACACUAAGCACUAGCAAAUCCUUUGCUUAGGUUAGAAUAAAUAUUAAUUCAUACAUAAUAUUUGCUAAUUCUCCUGGAAUUUGCCUGAUCAAGCUCAUUUUAGCAUAGGUCUGAGUGUCAUGUAUAAUUGACAUCAUAAGUUUACAACUGCUCAAUAUGUUGGAAU
Rubroshorea leprosula is the source of this 1320-nucleotide messenger RNA. The record is from the annotation of a GenBank genome assembly. NCBI's taxonomy places the organism in Eukaryota, Viridiplantae, Streptophyta, Magnoliopsida, Malvales, Dipterocarpaceae.